This is a messenger RNA of Lactuca virosa, 1675 nucleotides long. NCBI's taxonomy places the organism in Eukaryota, Viridiplantae, Streptophyta, Magnoliopsida, Asterales, Asteraceae. The record is from the annotation of a GenBank genome assembly.
GUGAUUUCAUGUGGCAACCCGGCCCAUAACCUGUUUCAUUCCAACAUAAACAUCAUCGUCUUCAGACGACUUGGGUCAAUUCUGCUGCUACUGUGAGAGAAAACGAGGGUGAACAUGGAGGUUUUCGUAGCCAGAUCUCGUUUAGCCCUAAUUCCCUUACUCCUCGCUUUGCUCUCCCUAAGCUUCGGAUCGUCUUCUUCACUCACAUCUUCAUCAUCGGAGCUUCAGAUCCUCACCGCUGAACGCAGAAUUGAUUUGGCUUCGCACAUUAUUAGGGUUGUCUUGACUUUGAAGGUACAAAAUGAUGGGGCAUCUCCUGCUAAAAAUGUACUUCUUGCAUUUCCACCACCACAAGUGAAGCAUCUAGCACUGAUCCAGGCUGCUGAACUUACUGGAAAAAAGAAGAAGAAAGCUGUACAUCCACUUGAUGUGACACCAAGCAACCAUGCUGAUGGGCCAAAUGGAGCCAAAUUCUUCUCUAUUUCUUUGAGGAAUCCAUUGACAACUGGUGGAUCUGUCUCAAUAGAAGUAUCAUAUAUAUUGACCCAAUCUCUUGAACCUUUCCCUGUAGAAAUAAGUCAAUCAGAACCCCAAUUAGUCUUAUACCGUGACAGUGCUUUAAUAUUAUCACCAUAUGCAAUUAAACAACAAACAACAGUCAUCAGAACACCAAGCACUAAAGUGGAGUCAUUUACAAGAGUGGAACCUUCAUCCCAAAUACGUACUGAGUUGAAAUAUGGACCUUAUGAGAACCAGUCUCCAUAUUCAUACACUCCUAUACUUGUUCAUUUUGAGAAUAACAAUCCAUUUGCUGUGGUUGAGGAACUUGUGAGAGAAAUUGAAAUAUCUCACUGGGGUAACCUUCAAAUCACAGAGCAUUACACUUUGGUGCAUAAUGGUGCUAAACACAAAGGCGGCUUCUCAAGGGUUGAAUAUCAAUCUAGGCCAACUAUCAGUGGUGUCUCUUCAUUCAAACAUCUUGUAGCUAAAUUACCCCCAAGGGUUCACUCUGUCUACUACCGUGAUAACAUAGGCAAUAUCUCAACAUCACAUUUACGCACAAGUUACAGCAAGUCUGAACUUGAAAUAGAGCCAAGAUAUCCUUUAUUAGGAGGUUGGAGAGCCACCUUUGUCAUUGGAUAUGGACUCCCACUUCAAGACUUUCUUUUUGAGUCAAAUGAUGGUAGGCGUUACCUCAACUUCAGUUUUGGGUGUCCUAUUGCUGAAACAGUGGUAAACAAAAUAACAAAUAAGGUUGUCCUUCCUGAAGGAUCAAAGAACCCCUCUGUUAUCGUUCCUUUUUCUGUAGAACACCUAUCAGAGACAAAGUAUACUUACCUUGAUAUUGUUGGAAGACCAGUGGUGGUUUUGGAAAAGGAAAAUGUAGUUCCUGAGCACAACUCUCAUUUCCAGGUUUACUACAAUUUCCACCCGAUGUUCAUGCUUGCAGAGCCAUUGAUGUUGACAUCCGUUUUCUUCUUUUUGUUUGUUGCUGCUGUGGCUUAUCUUCACAUGGACAUCUCAAUAAGAAAAUGAAGAGACCAUGACGAAUUAGAUUAUAUGUAAAAUUAGACUUGAGGCAACCAACCAUGUGACACUUGAAACACAUCUAGCUACAAAAGAUUAAAACAUUUUUCUUCAAAUAGUUGAGGGUUUAAAUUUUAACAACCAACCA